Messenger RNA from Olea europaea var. sylvestris, 1508 nucleotides. RefSeq names its product protein RALF-like 24. The record is from RefSeq and is a predicted model, not a curated record. Bases 204 to 713 code for a protein of 169 amino acids. The transcript has 2 exons. Lineage: Eukaryota; Viridiplantae; Streptophyta; Magnoliopsida; Lamiales; Oleaceae.
GUCAUCAACGGAUAGGAUAAAAAUUUCUCGCCGUGAUAAGAGAAAUUAUAGUUAUGAUUAUUUGAAAUUAUAAAUUUAGCGAAUUAUACUUAAGAUUCUCUUAUCACUUCACCAAUCAAAAUUUUUGAUAACGAUGUGCCCAUUGAGGGAGAUCAAGUCCCCUUUGAAAACUUGGACAAAAACAUGCCUGGAAGGUUUUCCCAAUGGUGGUGGGUCACUCUCAAGAGCUACAUGGUAGGUGUUUCACUGCCUGCAAAUUCUCACAUCAAUCACUCUUAAUUCCACUGGCUCCCGUUUUCUCCCAAAAUAUGUGUAUCUUACUUGCCCACUUGCCCAAAAUGCAGCAUCAAUUGUGCAUUCUCUUCUUACUAUCCCUACUUUUCUUGCAAAACCAUACGAAAUUUUGUAAUGGGCUGUCAAUUACGGAGGUGAAUUCACUGACAAAUGAUGAAUUGGAUGCAAUGGUGAAAAGGGUCUGUCGAGGAAAGAUCAGCGAUUGCCUAGGAAGGGCAGUGGAUGAAGAUGAUCAGAUGGAUUCUGAGAGUAAUAGGAGGGUUUUGAUGUUUCAGAAAAGGUAUAUAAGUUAUGAUACCUUGAAGAGGGAUACUGUGCCAUGUUCGAAACCUGGAGCUUCAUAUUAUAACUGCAAAGGUGUAGCUAAUUCUUAUAGCAGAGGUUGUGAGCUCAUUACUCGGUGUGCGAGGGGAGAUUAGUUGCUUCAAGUCUUGGGUUUUUUACAUUGGAAGAUGCUGCUAUAGGGGAAUUCAAUAAAUUGCUGCAGAAGCACAAGGUAGACCCAAGAAAGUUAAGUGGAAGCUAAUUCUCCUCAAGCUUAUAGAGUUGCCCUUAGCAAGAGAAGACACUGGAGAUACUAUGAGCAACUUGCAGCAUUCUAGCUGAUAAAUGACAUGUUUGUACUCUGUAAUUAUGUAUUCUUUAUUUAUGGGAACACAUUGCUUAGCACUAUAAAGUGUUUACCAAUCAGUCAAUUUUUAUUUUUUAUUUCCUUACUCAUCAAUCAGUCAAUUCUUUGUUAUCCUAUAGGCUUAAUCCGCAUUCAGUUUUAACAUAGUUGAUACUUGAUACACUUUGUUUAUAGGUGGCAAUGGCAGAGACAAGUGCAAGCUGAGCAUCGAAUUUCUCGUGAGAGCCAGCUCAUUCCACCAUGUGGCGAGUUAGUUGGACGAGGCAAACCCACAUGUGGUGAAGCGAGCCAACCCGCAUGGUGGGCCGAGUCGAGCCUGACCGUGAGCGUGCCGAAUGGCUCGACUCGGUCCAUUUAACACCCCUAACCCAACCACGCUUACACAUUUUGGCUCAACAAGCAAACUAGCUAUGCUUUUGCGUAGUUGACUGCAGAAUUAAGGCAGCAAAUGCACACAAAAUAGACAAAAGCAAUCUUUAGUACUUAUUUGUCAAUGUACCUUUUUUAUACUAAUUUUAGCAUUUCCUAUAGAAAUCUCUCUCACGAACCGUAAUGAUUUAUUGUAGUAAAAGUUAUUCACUUU